This is a messenger RNA of Pocillopora meandrina, 411 nucleotides long. Lineage: Eukaryota; Metazoa; Cnidaria; Anthozoa; Scleractinia; Pocilloporidae. The record is from the annotation of a GenBank genome assembly.
AUGCCCUCUUCUUAUACCUCACACUACCAAUCACCUUCUCCACCACACUGUUACCAACCAAAUGUUUGUAAUUGUGGUAGAAAUAAAGAAAACGAUUUGCUCAGUUGUCAAGUUUGUUUGUCUGGUAUUGACCUUGUGACUUGUGCAAGCAGCAGAGGUCUGACAGAAUCAGUGUUGUGUGCACUAAAACCUGUUGUCUGUAAACAGUGCAAUACUUGCUUUGCUGAUAACCUAUCAUUGUCGUCUCAUUUAAAGUUCUGCAAUGCCACUGAGGUAAGAAGUGUAGCUAUCAAGCCAACUUUGAUGACAGUACCUAGUUUAAAGGAAGCUUUACGUAGUAGAGGAUUAAGCACUGCAGGUACUAAGGAAAUUCUAGUUAAGCGCCUUGAAGGUGCAUUGGCUGGGGAGGGG